Molecule: messenger RNA, 2357 nt
Organism: Cydia pomonella (codling moth)
Lineage: Eukaryota; Metazoa; Arthropoda; Insecta; Lepidoptera; Tortricidae
Exons: 6
Coding region: 1032-1874 (280 amino acids)
Molecular function (GO): N-acetyltransferase activity
Source: RefSeq, a predicted model, not a curated record
AAAUCGCUCACGUUAUGGGUCGUAAGGUAUAAUCAUCCCAAGCGAAAUAGUUGCUGCUCCUAGUGCGUCGGUGUUCAGAACAAAAUUAAAAAACUGGCUUGUCGAGCAGGCUUUCUAUAAUCAUAACGAACUAUUUUGUGUUGAUUUAGGAUAGGAUACACAUACUGUUGUACUGUAUUUUUGUGUGAAAAUGUGAAUACCUACUCGUAAUUAAUUAUCUGCAAUAUGUACAUAAAUUUAGCUAUCGUAGUCGUUUUAGUACUUUCAUCGUAGUUCGUUGCAUUUUAGCCGCAUAUCUACCCCAGUUUUUACGAUCAUUAUGACAGGUAUGAUUCGUUUUCGCAAAUUCUAUUAGCAAUCUUUUUGAUGGGCCCAGGGUCAAUUGUUCCUAGAGAUCUGCAGCUUCGAGGCUUCUGUUCAAGAGACAACAUACUAAAUUAGGUAUUUAUAAUGAAAUGCACGAAACUUCGAGGUAAUUUUUAGUGUUUCGAAAUCAGGCAUUUAGGAUGUUGCAAAUUUUCUUGCUAUUUGAAAAAGACCAAUUUUCAGUGAUCUCUUCUCUUUACCGGUGUAAAGUCGAACAGCGUAAAACCAGAAUUAUUAAUAUUGCAAUAUAUAAUAGAAUAAUAAGACUUUAUCGCGGUAAGAAAGUCGUAGUCAUCUUGCUUGAUAAAAAAAAAAAAACAAAAUUACAGCGGCUUGAAAUUUACAGUUUUUUUGGUACAGGCCUUAGAACAAGUUCCUAUGAAAUUGGCCUCGUAUUUGACGUAAGUACUUCAAUGUAAGAAAAAAUAAUCAAGUCGACUUUAAGUAACGGAACCCAAGCGUCACGAUAUGUCUUCCCAACCCGCCUGGCAUGCAAACUUUACUUUUAUACCCGUAAAAACGCUAUCGAUCUAUUCUUUCUUUUUAUUAUUGAGCAUCGGCAAGUCAGUGUGCCGUGCCAGCUAGUAUUUGCCGGUGUUUUGGCGGUUUGCAAGUUCUUUUAUUUUUAUUCGAUUUUUAAAUCACGGGACACAGUAAUCUUAACCAUGGCGAAGAUGACAGAAGCCGAAAUCCUGGCCAAGAUGAAGGUGCUGGAGGACCGGAUCAAAGCACCCUCCAUAUGGGGCCGCGUGCCGUGCGGUGUCCGUUUCGAAGACCUUCAAGACAAAUACUACGAAGAUACGGUCAGGCUGUUGAAGAAACAUUACUUGUCCGAGGAACUGACAUACAGAUCGGUAAAGAUAAGCGAGGACAAAGAGGGCGUGGACGAGUUCGCGCACAACUUGCGGAUAUGGAUGAAGGACAAGAUGUCCAUCGCGGCGGUGAAGGAGGGUACAGAGAAACUCGUCGGCUGUCUAAUCAUGCGGAUACAGGAAAAAAGUGCAUAUUCCCGGACAUUCAGUCGCGUGAAGUUAACAUAUAACCCGCUUUACAGCACCGUUAUGAAGUUUUACAAUGAGAUUGAGAAACCUGUAAAUUUAUUCGAGAAGCUUGGCGUCAGAAAAUAUCUGAAGGUGUACAUAAUGGCUUUGAAGCACAGAUACCGUCAUAGAGGGUUAAUGAAAGAGAUGCUGUCAGCGGCUAUCGCUUUAUGCGUAAACGCCCACAUUCCUGCCAUCACCGGUAUCUUCACCACUAGCCGUUUGCACCAGGUCGCUGAGGAAAUGGGUUUUCGCAAGUACCAUGAGAUAUACUACAAGGACUAUAAAGUAGAUGGCAAGGUAGCGUUCGAAGACGUUGGCAGCGGCAACCACGGGUCAGCAUUAAUGGCAUAUCGCAUCCCUGAGGUGGAGGAACUACAAGAAGUGGAGGCACAGCACUCUUCGCGGUUUAAUAUCCAGUCCCUCGAGGAGGAGUCCGAUCCCUCGAUAAUUCCGCAUAUGGUGUAGAGGUUGUCUAAAAUUAAGCCAAAAGUCCAUCCUGCCUACUCUACCUCGUCCUCGUCAAACAUGUUUUAAUUAACCGCUGAGGACGUAACAUAAAAUUGUGCAGUAAUGUAGAAGUAUUAACAAAAAGGUAUUAUUAUUUGUCGCAACGUCAUUUUUGUAAGGGUGUUCACGACGCGAUGAUAUGACGACUGUUCUGCAACUCGAAAUUCAUGGGUCCGAAUGGCAAACAUGUAAUGUUAGAAGCCAUCGAAAGUGGAAACCAUGAGAAAGCAUUAGGGCAGCAUUAAAGGCGUAUCGCAUCUCAAAGGGGGAAAACUACAAGCAUUCGCCGCGGUUUAGCUUCCCGGCCCUGUAACGAAGGUUCGGAGUCAGUUCAACAGCCGACUUAUAAUAUGGAUGUGCAAGCUGUGCAAAUCUUGUUUCUCAUAAGACAUUGAGUGUCGUUGAUUUGGCUUUAUGAAAAGUUUUUACAUUUUUAGAAAC